This is a messenger RNA of Drosophila serrata, 756 nucleotides long. RefSeq lists its product as uncharacterized. Lineage: Eukaryota; Metazoa; Arthropoda; Insecta; Diptera; Drosophilidae. The record is from RefSeq and is a predicted model, not a curated record.
AUGACCUUCAUUGCGUAUGCAGUAUCCGAACUGCAUUUACUUCAAAUUGUAAGGCUAGAGGUCUUUGCCGAUGAGGAGGUAACCCCAGCGACCAGUCUCUCGGAAGAAUGGGGCUCUGGCUGGCGAGGCCCCAACUUCCUGGUGGAGGUGGAGCAAACUGCUCCAAUGUCGCCGCCAUCCUCAUCCUCGGCAUCCUCCAAUGGCAGCGAGGACUACAUUGGGGAGCUGAGCAGCCAGGAGGCGGAUGAGGGUUUCACCACAGGCGCCACCACAGGAGCGUCGAAUAGCACUGCCGUGGAGACGGGACCCAAGAUCAUCGUGCGCACCGAGGAGGUCCUGAUUGUCGGCCUCGUCCUUGUCCUUUGGGUGGGAGCCAUCAUGCUCUUCUUCAAUCGCUGGGGCAAGAUCCGGAUGCUGGAACCGUAUCAGCCCAAGUUUCAGCAGCAGCACCGCAGCUCCUGUCCGCUGGUCGACUUGGAUGCCGUGCAGACGCAUCAGCGCUCCUCCGUGUCGCGUAUGUCGAUGGGCAUGGUGCACAAUCUCAAUAUGCCGACGUGUCAAUUUGCGGCCUAUAAUCCCAACAUUUAUGCCAAGGGCUACGCCUCUCACGUGUCCCAGGUGUCGCGUCCACGCCAGAAUUCUGUAUUUGUGGGGGCCAGCACCAGUCAUUACCUGAUGCCACGGCCCCCCAGGAAGACCCGCUCGGCGAUGGACCUGCACUCGAUGGUGCUGGACGAGAGUGCCGAACAGGUGUAG